GGUCUCACACCAGUAUACUUCUUCUCGCAUGGCUCAACGAUGAUGCUCGGCGAGGAAACCUCCUCUGCCGACUACUGGAAACAAGCCGGCGACGACGCCCUUGCAAAUGGAAUCAAAGGCGUAAUCAUGAUGGGUGCCCACUGGGACGCCACAGGCGACCGAAUCGAAGUCUCAACCAACCCAUCCCCAGGAAAAUCCCCAGUAGCCUACGUCCACCCCUCAAAACACGUAAACUACAAACUCGAACCCGACCUCCCCACCAGCGAACGCUGCAUGAAAAUGCUCAAAUCCGAAGGCUUCAACGUCUUCCCCAACGAUAAAUUCGAAUGGAUUCACGACACCUAUCUCAUCCUCAUCAGAAUGUUCCCCAAAAAAUGUCCCCCAACCACAAUAAUCUCCAUGAACGCCCGUUUCGACCCUCACUUCCACAUGCACGUCGGCUCAACUCUCCGCCCCUUGCGAAAAGAAAACUACCUCAUCAUCGGAACCGGCGGCGCAGUCCAUAAUCUCUUCCGAAACGUCUGGUGGCCUAUGCUCAAAUAUCGGGAUAAUCUCGCGCAGCCUACACCACCGGAAGGAUGGGCGUUGGAAUUCCGACAGAGUGUGGAAGAUGUUUUUCAGAAUAAUCGGGGGCCGAAGUUGAGGAGGGCGAUUACGAGGUUGAUGAAGCAUCCGCAGUUUCGGGAUGCGCAUGCGACGGAUGAUCAUUUUAUGAGUCUUUGUUUUGUGGCGGGGGCGGCGGGGGACUGGGAGGAUGAGAAGGAAAGGGGUGGGGAGUUGAAGGCUGAGACUUGGGAGUUGACGAAUAUGUGUAAUAGUCAGUUUAUUAUUGGGAGUUGGGAGAGGGCGACUGUUAGUGCACACUAG
Molecule: messenger RNA, 867 nt
Organism: Cercospora beticola
Lineage: Eukaryota; Fungi; Ascomycota; Dothideomycetes; Mycosphaerellales; Mycosphaerellaceae
Product: DODA-type extradiol aromatic ring-opening family dioxygenase
Molecular function (GO): oxidoreductase activity, acting on single donors with incorporation of molecular oxygen; zinc ion binding; ferrous iron binding
Source: RefSeq, a predicted model, not a curated record